Lactuca saligna is the source of this 1009-nucleotide messenger RNA. The record is from the annotation of a GenBank genome assembly. Lineage: Eukaryota; Viridiplantae; Streptophyta; Magnoliopsida; Asterales; Asteraceae.
AUGCCCACGACCCCAACACCGGUAUCGGUUUGGACAAUAUCGAUAGAAAAUGAUUGCCCAGAAGAUAACAGGCUGCUUCUCUCAAGAGUCAAGACUACAAGUGAUACAAGAUUUCUGCUUCAGUCAUCCAAGCACGCUGUAACCAGCAACAAGGGGAAGGAGAAAAUGAUCGAGUUACCAGCUAAAGGGACCGAUAUGUGGGAGUUACCAUUGAGAUACACCAAUAAAGGGAUUACUAUAGGCUCCCCACCAAGACCCCCACCUAAAGUCCAUGAAAAUCCCAUGAUUUCCAAAUCUAAAGAUCAAUCAUCUACGGAUAUGCGGACAGGAAUCAAAAAACGAAACAGGAGAAAUAAGCAACAAACUAUUGCUGAACUUGAACCUUCUUGUUGGAACAGGAUUUGUCCACAAGAUGUGGUUGACACUGGGAUACAUCUGAAUCCAGCUAAAAAGAAGCAUUCUGUUUGGUUCAGUUUAACUCCUUCCUGUGAUCAGAAUAGAAAGAACACUCUGCAACUCCUAGUGGAACCAUACGUACAGAUAAUCAUGGAGGAGAACUGUAAUCCAGAUGUGUCUAUUCUCAUGAAGUAUAUCGUGUUGCAACUUAAGCAUGUUUGCCAACAGGAGGUUGGUAUCUUCUUGAACGAGAAACUUCUUGCCCCGGAAAUGAAGCUACUUGAUGUGGUGAAGCAGUGGAUGGCUAUUGUUGAUUCAGAGAGGAAAAUAACCAAGAUAGGAAGUUCUGCCGAGAACUUCUGUGUGAAGCUGACUUAUGCUCGAAGAGAAUAGACAUAAUUAUGCAUUUAUAAUAAAAUCCGACAAAUGUUUAUUCCUUAAUUAUGCAAUUUAACCGAUUGACUUUUACAAUUUCUUGGUUAAUGCUGAUGUAAUGAAUUAAUUAGCUUGUUCCGUAGUGAUUAUUAGACUUUUAAAACUAAUAAUGGUUACAUUGUUUUUGAGUAAUCAACUAGCAAUGAUCUUUGAAAAUAACUUACACCAUAGUUAGGGC